Episyrphus balteatus (marmalade hoverfly) is the source of this 834-nucleotide messenger RNA. RefSeq lists its product as uncharacterized. The record is from RefSeq and is a predicted model, not a curated record. NCBI's taxonomy places the organism in Eukaryota, Metazoa, Arthropoda, Insecta, Diptera, Syrphidae. The transcript is spliced from 4 exons. Bases 50 to 508 code for a protein of 152 amino acids.
AUUCCUUUGGUCGGUUGCUUUAACAAAAAAUUGAAAAUCCUUAAACAUCAUGUGCUUGAGAGUUAAUACAUGUUGUUGUACGAAUCUUCGUACCGGUGGAUUGAUUAUUGCUUGGUCGAACUGGAUACUAGUUGUUCUAAUAUUUGGUGCAUGGUUUUUUAAGGACGAACUACCUUCUAUUUUAAAUCCUCUAUGGUACGAUUUUAUUGCCUCGAUAUUACUUCCCUAUGGAAUCUAUAAAAAUAUAAGACCACCGAUGUUAUGUUGGUUGAUAACAAAAGCGGUUUUCCUUGUUGUAUUAGUUAUAGUUCUUGGUCAACAAUUACUUGAAGCACCAUUUUCGACUGCCGGAGAAGUUUUUGAAACAAUUAUUUCUGUUUUAUUGGGUGGAGCUUUUUACGGUCUGAUGGUAUAUUGUUGGAUUGUAAUGUUUUCACUUUACCUUGAAAUACGAGCCAUAGCUAAUAGACCACCAACUGCAAGCCAAAUGAUGGUUGAAGGAGUAUAAAUAUCGAAAACUGGCCAAAUGUACGGAAGUCACACUGCCAAAAUUUGUUGAUAAAUUAUUAUAGUGUUUAUUGUGACUUAAAUUCAAUUCGAGUGAAUGUAAGUUAUUUGUUAAUAUAAUAAUCAUGUUUCUGUAAACAUUAAAAUGUUCAAACUUUUUUUUGCAACCACCCCCGAAAAUUCUGAAUCUUUAAUGGUUGUAAUUUGAAAAUUUUCUAAUUUUUUUUUAUAAAAUGCAAGUGACAAUACUGAGAAAGUUAGUGGAGAAAAGACAAUAAGAAAAAAAAAUCAAUAAUUUAUCAUAAAAUCAAGAAAUAAAAUUUUGUA